Messenger RNA from Lodderomyces beijingensis, 402 nucleotides. The record is from the annotation of a GenBank genome assembly. NCBI's taxonomy places the organism in Eukaryota, Fungi, Ascomycota, Pichiomycetes, Serinales, Debaryomycetaceae.
AUGUCAGGGAAAGGAAAAGUACAUGGAGGUAAGGGCAAAUCAGCCGAGAUUGCCAAGUCGUCAACGUCCCAUUCAGCCAGAGCAGGGUUGCAAUUCCCCGUGGGAAGAGUCAAGAGAUAUCUUAAGAAGCAAGCUCAAAACAAGAUCAGAGUAGGUUCGAAAGCAGCGAUAUAUCUUACUGCAGUGUUGGAGUAUUUAACUGCCGAGGUGUUGGAAUUGGCAGGAAACGCAGCAAAGGACUUGAAAGUCAAGAGGAUAACACCUAGACACUUGCAAUUGGCAAUUAGAGGUGACGAAGAAUUGGACAACUUGAUCAAGGCUACCAUUGCCUAUGGUGGUGUUUUACCACACAUCAACAAAGCCUUGUUGUUGAAAGUGGAGAAGAAAAAGAGUCAAAAGUAG